UUACAACAAAGAACUUUUAGACAAGGUAAUAGAAAUGGCUGAUGGAAUUGAAGUGGAAGAUCUGCCCCGUUUUAAAACCAGAGGUGAAUUAAUGAAAAAGAUCCAAGAAGUGGACCAGAGGACCAAUACAUUAUGCUUUGGAGGCUAACAAGCAAAUAGUACCUGUUUUGUUCAAGAGCAUUUUACUUUGAAUCUUUGGAUUUAUUUAGUUAAGUAAAUGUUAGCUAAAAUGGUAGAAAUAAUAUGAGACCCUUCAUUUGGCAAAUUGAUAUAUACUCCAGAUUAGUCUUCAUUUAACAUCUUUUCUAACUUGUAGGUGAGAAUAUAGAUGCAGGGUAAUAUACAAAGUUGCACAUAUGUAUGUAGGCUGAAUAUUUCAGUGCUCAUUUGAUCAGAAUCAGAAGUGUUCACAGAAAUUGGCACAGAGUAAUGGAGAGAGAAUAGUAGAGAACUUUGAGGGACUUCUUCAGUCCUUCCUCAUAAAUGAGCCUCAGAAACAAAGGAAGGAGACUUCUCAACUAAUACACAGCCCACAUCCAUGACCCUCACUAAGUCAAAAUGGUUGGGAUAGCCAGGAAGAAAGUAGACCCACAAAGAAUACUUGCCAAGUGAGUGGGUAGGAAACCACGCAUAGCAAUAGCCCCCUCAGAGGGGGCUGAGAACAUAAGGAAAACUUCAUACUUUAUUUGCAUAGCUUUCAGGAAAUCUAUUAAACAGUUUUUAUUUUAAAGAUGUUCUUUUGUUUCCGUAUCAUUUUAUAUGUCAUAUACCCUUCACCCCUCUCACUUCUGGAGAAUCAUCCCUUACAACAAAAAAUUUAAAAAGAGGAAAAAGCGGCAGGAUAGAGCACCAGCCCUGAAGUCAGGAGGACCUGAGUUCAAAUAUGAUCUCAGACACUUAACACUUCUUAGCUAUGUGACCCUGGGCAAGUCACUUAAUCCCAAUUACCUUGGCAAAAAAGGAAAAAAGCACAGUUCAACAACACAUUGAAGAAAACUGAUAUAUGCAGUCUUCACAGAUAUAAGUCUUUCCUCAAAGAAGGUAAAAGAGUGUUUUCUUAUAUCUCUUCUCUGGUAUUAUUUCCAUUCCUAAUCUGAAUAUUUCAUUGAUUUGGAGAUUUUCAUUUUAUUCUUACAAAUAGAUCAAAUGGGAUAAAUGGGAAGUAUACAUUUUAAGACAGAUUUUAGUAUAUUAUUUUAAAAUGUCAGCAGUUCACAUUGCCAAGUUCCCUAGUCAGAUUACUUGCAGCAUCCUCCAACACUAGUGGUGUUCCCUAGAGCACAAUCUGUUCCAUUAUUCUCAUAGGUCUGCCAGUUGUUUGAUGUUUACAUGGAACAUUAAGGAAAUUUAAAAAUAUUUUGCUUGUUCACAUCUUGCUUGUCUCCUCCCUUGAUUCUUUAUCAUAAGCACAUUUACUUUUAAAGUUCCAUAAACGUGUAUUGAGUCCUCUGUAUGCAAUUAAAGCACUCUGCUAGUUAUUUUAACAUACCCUUUCUGGGCACUCUCUGUGAUUCACAUUCUAUACCACAUUUCUCUGUUUUGUGAAACUGGAAUAACUCAUAAUCUUUGAAGGUAUCUCACCAGGGUGCAGAUGACCUGGGUACUUUAGGGAAUUAUCUUUUGAUAACUUGAUAAGUAUAAUAUGAAAGUCCAGUGAAGGGGAAUGGUUCCAGAGAUUAUGUUACAUUAAUUUCCUUCAAAGAAAACUUUCUUUUUUUAGUAACCAAAUUUAAUUUUAACUCUUUGAUGCUAUUUAAAAUGAAACUCGGCUGAUCCUGAAAAUAAGAUACUUAGAGGGAACAGGAUGUCUUGUCAUUUGUCAAAAUUGUUCUAGAUAUAGGCAACCUGGAAAAGGAUCACUUUUUGUUCCACUAAAAGGCUUUGCCUAUAUUCUAAUCUGCUUACUCCUAAUUGUAAAUAAUUUCUUAAGUGCCCACUAGAAAAAAUGAUGCUGAGAGUAGGGAAUUUAGCCAGAGGAAACUGUAUUUUGUCACUUGCCUGCCCCUUUUAUGUGUGUAAUAGAGGAGGCAGGCAAAUGUUCGGAAACAACUCCUGCCCCAGGGAAAAAAGAAAUCUGGUUUAGAGCCAUCUUAGUAAAAAGUUUCUUCUUCCUCUCAAAAUUGAUUAUAAACUCUAAAAUUAGAGAGAUUGGGAUUUAAAUCAGAUUUACAACUGGGUACAGAAUGCCCUUAAGUCUCUUGGUAUUUUACAACCAGAUGGAGAAAAGGACUCUUUAAAUAAGAAUUUUUAGAAGCUGUCAUUCAUGUUGCACAGCUUUGAAAGAAUGAAUUUUUUUGGAAUGAAUAUACCUUAUUUUUCACCCACCAUAACAAACAUAAACCACUGAUAACUUAGAUGGUUGGAAUUUGUCAAAUGGUUAUAUGUUUAUAUGG
This is a messenger RNA of Sarcophilus harrisii (Tasmanian devil), 2393 nucleotides long. RefSeq names its product CDKN2A interacting protein N-terminal like (gene XTBD1). The record is from RefSeq and is a predicted model, not a curated record. Lineage: Eukaryota; Metazoa; Chordata; Mammalia; Dasyuromorphia; Dasyuridae.